Molecule: messenger RNA, 1944 nt
Organism: Triticum aestivum (bread wheat)
Lineage: Eukaryota; Viridiplantae; Streptophyta; Magnoliopsida; Poales; Poaceae
Product: peptide chain release factor PrfB3, chloroplastic
Exons: 6
Coding region: 159-1388 (409 amino acids)
Biological process (GO): translational termination
Molecular function (GO): translation release factor activity
Source: RefSeq, a predicted model, not a curated record
GUUGGCCUGUGCCUUGUGGGCUGUGGCGAUUGGGCGGAGGAUGAGGCGCGUGUGAGCCACACCACGCCAGGCUACACCUUCCUCCGCCGCACACCGCGCCCCCGAACCCCUCUGAAAAUCACUCCCCACCGGCCACCGCUCGCAUUCUUACAACAGCCAUGGCCACGGCGGCCUCGCCGCCGGCGGCAGCCUCCGCUCGGGCGUCGGCGAUCCGCUCCCGCGCUGGCCGCCUCUCCCUCCCCUCGGCCCUCCCGGCGGACGGCCGUGGUGACACUGCCACCACCUACAAGGAGCUCGGCUUGUACUCCUGGAAAAGGAGGAUCGAAGAUGCGGUUAUCCGGGUCGAGUUGUCUGCAUCCAAUGCACUGGAGAGGGAGGAAGCACGGAGAAUCAAACACGAAGAAGUAUUGCAAAGCCGUAACUUGUGGGACAAUCCGGCCAAGUCACAUGAGACGCUCUCGGCUCUGUCGGAUGCCAUCAGAGCGGUUGAUCAUCUCAAAGACCUUCUAUAUAAGGCUGAAGAGGCUAAGUUGAUAAGUCAACUAGCAGGCAUGGAUGUCAUAAAUGGAGAGCUAUUUAAGCAAGCAUAUGAUAUCUCUUUGGAUGCUAGUGAGUUUCUAGAUCGUUACCAGAUGUACGAGCUUCUUAAGGGUCCAUAUGACAAGGAAGGAGCUUGUAUCAUGGUCACUGCUGGAUCUGAGGGUGUUGCUUCAGAGUUAUGGGCAGAGAAGCUAUUUGGCAUGUAUACAAGUUGGGCACGGAGGCAACGUUUCAAAGAAGGACUGGUAGAGAAGAUCGCAUCAAUAAGUGGUCAUAUCCAGUUUGCAGCGUUGGAGAUUGAAUCAGAGUACAUGUUUGGUACCCUUUCUGGAGAAAAAGGAAUGCACAGAAUGAUCUACUCUUCUGUUGAAAAUUCUGGCACUGGCGAGGCGAUUUCAGCUAGAGUCGAUAUAAUUCCUCUCUUCUUGGAUAGACCAGUUAAUUUUCACUUGGACGACAACGAUCUGGAGAUUUCUCCACUACCCAGUGAAUGUGAAAAUCGAGAUCGAAGAAAUGGCGCCACUGUGAGAGUUCAACACAUACCGAGUGGAGUUACUGCCGAAAGCUCAGGUGAAAGAAGCUAUUUCGCAAACAAGCUAAAAGCCGUGAGCAGGCUGAAAGCAAAGCUACUCAUCAUAACAAGAGAACUAAGAGUACCAGACGCGAAGAUGAUCGAGAAACAAGCCGUGGAGGAAGGAUGCAACCGCGAGACGAGACGAUACACGUUCGGGCCCCAGGAAUUGGUCCAUGAUCUUAACACGGGCAUCCAGUUGUCCGACCUUAACUCGGUCCUGGAAGGCGACAUCGAACCGUUCAUCAGGGGUCGUAUUGUUUCAAGACAUGGAUGACGAUACGCAAGAAUUCGUGUGCAGUUCUGUAAAUCCGAAAGUGCCUUUCUGCUCCCGAGCUCAUUUGAGCUCGGUGAACAGUAAAAUCGAAAAAAAUUCAAAAAAUUCCAAAUUUUUUUUGAGAGAAACAUUGACAAAAGUUAUAAGUGCCUGCAAAAAUUCAUCAUGAAAUCACAUUCCUGUAAGGCGUGGCAAAAAAAAAUUUCAGUGCUUCAAAAUGCUUUUGAAAGUAGCUUUUUCAGAGUACUGUUUUUUUUUUUUUGCCAUGCCUUCUAGGAAUGUGAUUUCAUGACGAAUUUUUGCAAGCACUUAGAACUUUUGUCAAUGUUUCUCCCAAAAAAAAUUGGAUUUUUUUGAAUUUGUUUUGAUUUAGUUUUGAUUUUACUGUUCACCCGAGCUCAUUUGAGCUCGGGUGCAGAAACUCCGCGUCCUGUAAAUCCAUUUUUGCUGAUACAGAUAUAGCACAUUACCAGAGGAGAACCUCUGUAACAUGGGUCACAUUUCAAGCCAAAAAGGCAAAUAUACCAGGUAUAGGAAAGCAUGUUCUCUGACCAAA